Messenger RNA from Lathyrus sativus (Indian pea), 681 nucleotides. The record is from the annotation of a GenBank genome assembly. NCBI's taxonomy places the organism in Eukaryota, Viridiplantae, Streptophyta, Magnoliopsida, Fabales, Fabaceae.
AUGUCUUCUUCAUCUUCUCGAGAAAAACCUAGUGGGCCAGUCCUUCGUUCUCUUUCACCUUCUGGUAGAUUUUGUUCCUAUACACAAUCUAGAACCCCUUUCUCUACACCAUCAUCAGCUUUCGCUUCUUCCAUUAACUCCUCCUUUUCAUCACCUUCUUCAUCUUUUCACAUAGAAAAUAAUGAUAAUCACUACAAUCACCAUCAUCAUAAUUAUCAACACAAUAGCCACCACCGUUCAGCUUCACCCACACGCGUCAAUCUAUACACCCAAAACUCUCGAUCUGCCGGUUUACGAUUCUCGAUCGAUCCCCGGUCAAUCUCACCGAACCGGUCGAUUUCGAAUCAUGUUAUUACAACCAAAAAGAACCGUCCGAUUCCGGCUCAGAAAAAGACAUGUAUGUGUUCGCCAACAAAUCAUCCCGGUUCUUUCAGAUGCAGUCUUCACAAGAACAUUGGGAGUCAAAACACAAGUGCUGAUUCGUAUCCUUCAACCCGGCUCAACAUGCGUAGAUCUGCGAUGAAGAAUUCGCUCGUGAGGAUCGGUGGUGUGGAAGGAGAAUGGGUGAAACGAGCUUUGACAGCGUUGAUUCGACCGUCUUCGCAUCAACAGAGGAGGAGAUCGGCGUUCGAGCCAAGACCUAGUCGUCUCUCCGUCAUGACAAAGGCUGAAGAUCUUUGA